This is a messenger RNA of Cucumis melo (muskmelon), 954 nucleotides long. RefSeq names its product FRIGIDA-like protein 5. The record is from RefSeq and is a predicted model, not a curated record. The transcript has a single exon. Lineage: Eukaryota; Viridiplantae; Streptophyta; Magnoliopsida; Cucurbitales; Cucurbitaceae. Bases 1 to 954 code for a protein of 317 amino acids.
AUGGAGAAGGGGAAUCAACAUCCUUCGAUGGAGAGGAUUGUGGUGAUGGAGAGGAUUGUGGAGAUGGAGAGGAUUGUGGAGAUGGAGAGGAUUGUGGAGAGGAUUGCUUCUGAAACGAAGAUUGCUGAGUGGAAGCAGAGUAUUCUCAGCAAAACUCACGAGCAGUUACAUUCGGAAGCUUGUUCUUCCUUUCUUAUUUUCAGUCUCCAAUGGAAAGAUUUGGAGAGGCACUUUGAAUCAACACGUGAAAUGAUUUUGACUCUGUAUGAGGAGGUUGAGCGACGGGAGACAGCUAUUUCCUCGAAGGAAGAGGCUAUUGCUUUGAAGGAAGAGAAAUUGGUCGAUUUAGAUAAAUGUAUCUUGGAAACCUCCGAAGAGUUUGAAUUGAAGAAGAAAGAACUGAAUGAGUUCAAUCUUUUGAUUGAGAAGUCUGAUGCUGUUCUAAAAGAAAAGGAAUUGGAGCUGAAAUCAAUGGAAGAAACAUUUGAGGAGAAGAAUAAGGAUUUUGAGAUUCUUCGAAAGAAGAUUGCCGAUUGUGAGCAGGUUCUGAAUUUGAAUGAAGAGAAAUUGAAUCAGUUAAUUGAAGUACGAUCAAUGGAACUUCAGUCGAAGGAGGAGAAUAUAAAAAUGCGGACUAAACUGCUUGAUGUUAAAGAGAAUGAACAUCGUGCAGUUCAGAGCAAGUUGAAGGCGCUUUUUGAACAAUUAUUAUUGAAGAAAUCGGAAUUAGAAUCCAUCAAAAGAAGGAGGAAGGAACAUAGCAAAGAACUUCAUGUGCAUGGAAACCAACUUGAUGCGGCCCAACAAUGUAUUCAAGAUUGUCUCGAUUCUGUCAAUUCUGUCAUAAGGCUUACAAAUCUACCUCCUUCAAUGGAGGAGAAUCAACAUCCUACCAUGAAGGAGAAUCAACCUUAUUUUGUAUAUGAUUCAGUUAUAUAUCCAAUGCUAUAUUGA